Sordaria macrospora k-hell is the source of this 249-nucleotide messenger RNA. RefSeq lists its product as uncharacterized. The record is from RefSeq and is a predicted model, not a curated record. NCBI's taxonomy places the organism in Eukaryota, Fungi, Ascomycota, Sordariomycetes, Sordariales, Sordariaceae.
AUGUCCGGCGCACUCCCUCACUUCUGGGCCCAGCCCUUCCGCUACAUUCGCUGGUCGGCCCGCGAGAAGCCCGCCUACUUCUACUCGUGUGUGAUCGCGGGUCUCGGUCCGGUCUUUUUGACGGUCGUCCCCCCCCGUGCGCAAGACUUUGGGGAUGUCAACCCGGCGCCGAUUCCUGUUACUUAUCCUAUUCCCACCGGACCUAGGAAGCAGUUGACGGGUUUCGGUGAUGAUACCGAGGAGGCAUAG